GGUCGUCUUACUGACGGCUGGUAUGAAAUUGGCUUUUUGCCGGAUCCCUUCCUCUGUCAGGCAAUUCGAAAUGGUCGCCUUCGAGUUGGAACCAAGGUGAUGACUGCCGGCUCAGAUUUAAUUAAUGAUCCAACUAUGGCUACUAGAUGUCCUGGAAAUCAAUGGGAAUCGGAAUCUUUCAUGUCCAGCUUUGGACGGAAGUGCAUUUUCGAUCACCUAUUGGGCGCUGCCGAGGAGGGAGUCUGCCUGCGCAUUCACGGCAACUCAACUCGUAGAGUCCAUCCCAACUCACGCCUUGGUUUUUUCACAUUUAUCAGUUCUUUUAACCUGGCCCAUUUGCCAUCUGUCCCUCUUUCUAGUCUUUCUCCUUCUGGGGGAUCAGUGUCUAAAAUCACCGUUCUAAUUCAAGCGGUUAUCAGAUCCGCUCAGUUGAUUUUCACCGGCAGGGUUGAGCCUGAUCUAAAUUCACCACGUUUUUUCAUGUUCGUUGCUACUAUAGUUCUCAUUUAA
Messenger RNA from Protopolystoma xenopodis, 510 nucleotides. The record is from the annotation of a GenBank genome assembly. NCBI's taxonomy places the organism in Eukaryota, Metazoa, Platyhelminthes, Monogenea, Polystomatidea, Polystomatidae.